Hypanus sabinus (Atlantic stingray) is the source of this 639-nucleotide messenger RNA. RefSeq names its product phosphate-regulating neutral endopeptidase PHEX-like. Gene Ontology annotation, cellular component: plasma membrane. The transcript is spliced from 6 exons. Gene Ontology annotation, biological process: protein processing. The record is from RefSeq and is a predicted model, not a curated record. Gene Ontology annotation, molecular function: metalloendopeptidase activity. The coding region runs from base 4 to 639 and encodes 211 amino acids. Lineage: Eukaryota; Metazoa; Chordata; Chondrichthyes; Myliobatiformes; Dasyatidae.
UCCAUGGGUAUAUUUAAGGUGGAAGUUGAAUGUUUCCUGAUCAAUCAGUGCAUCAAAGGAUAUGGCAUGAAGCUGGGCCAAGCCUCCUUGCUUAUGAACGUACGUGAAAACUACCAGGCUAACAGCUUGCGGGCAAAAUCUAUUCGCCAUGCCCUACUGCAGCUGAUGAUCGAUGUGCCUAUUCUCCUGGGGGCAAACACCACCACCGCAAAGGAUGACAUGGAGGCCGUGAUGGAGUUUGAGACCAAGUUGGCUGAGAUUGUGUUCAGAGAGAAGAUCAGGACGAGUGGAGACAUUCAGACCAAGCUCAGCAUACUGGAUUUACAAAGCACCAUUCCACAGUUUGACUGGCUUCGCUACAUCAGGACAGUGAUUGACUUUGAAGAGCACCCUCACCUCAUACACAUGAAUAUGUCAGAAGAGGUCAUUGUGGACUCCGUGCAGUAUUUCAAGGACUUGUUCCGGUUGCUAGAAACUGUGGAAAACCGAACUGUGGCCAACUAUAUUGUAUGGAGAGUCGUGUAUAGUAGAUUGGGGAACCUCAGCCAUCGAUUCUUCAACAGGUUCAGUGAAUAUAUUAAGGUAAGUGAUGAGCUGUCUAACAGGAAGACACAUAUAAUGGAGAGUGUGGAUUUCUGA